GCAUUUCCAUUCAUUAUAAAUUUAAAUACAUCCGUACUUAUCAUUUAAUUCUAAACAGAUGUAUUGAAUUUGGUGCACACAGAAAAAGUAAAAUAACAGCGGCGUAUCUUCCAAAAUCAUCUUGUUUGUUGAAGUUGAUCAACCAUUCUAACCAAGACGAUUGUCAUUUGAAAACCAUCAAACCCCCCACAGUUUAUCGCACACGCAAUUUUGAAAAAUAAAUAAAUUUGAGUCAACGAGAGGAAAAAACUCCGUAAGAAUCUGAGUUUCCAAAUACUUGUUCAUGUAAUUUGUCUAUCCUAGUCAGUCAAUUCAGUUCAUUAUUUACUAAUGAUUCAAACAUAAAGGGGAUUUUGAGGGUUUUGGGCAAUCGAAACUGGUUACACUAGCGCAAGUGGGUGGUUACUACAACUGAUCUUUUGGGCACGGCAAAGCUUGGGUUUUGUUGUGGUGAUUCAAAUUGGAACGGCCAUGACGCCGUUUGCAGGAGUAUUGAUAAUUGUGGCAAUGUAUAGCCGAUUUGCAGAGUCUGCAAUGGAGCUACCUGGAUGGCUCGGUGAAACGUAUAGGAUGCCAUUGAGAACUAGCAAGGAUGCAUCUAAACUUUCCAUAUUGAAAUAUGGUCCACCUUCUGGCUUUGAUCCAGCUCGAGUAACUCAGUUGUCUUGGCAUCCCAGGGCCUUUUUGUACAAGAAUUUCCUUACAGAUGAAGAGUGUGAUCAUCUCAUUGCAUUGUCAAGAGACAAGAUGGAGAAAUCCAUGGUUGCAGACAAUGAGUCAGGGAAAAGUGUUAUGAGUGAAAUCCGAACAAGCUCAGGAAUGUUCUUGAGUAAAGGCCAGGAUGAAAUUGUUGCAAGGAUCGAAGAAAGGAUUGCAGCUUGGACAUUUCUUCCAAAAGAAAAUGGAGAGGCAAUGCAGAUUUUACAUUAUGAAAAUGGCCAGAAAUAUGAACCUCAUUUUGAUUUUUUUCAUGAUAAACUCAAUCAAGCCAUGGGUGGUCACAGAAUUGCCACAGUGCUGAUGUAUUUAUCUGAUGUGGUGAAGGGGGGAGAGACUGUCUUUCCUAAUGCAGAGUCAAAGCAGAGCCAGCCAAAAGAUGAUUCGUGGUCAGAAUGUGCCAAGCGUGGCUAUUCAGUGAAGCCCAACAAAGGGGAUGCCCUACUGUUCUUCAGUCUUCACCCAGAUGCUACAACUGAUGAAACAAGUCUGCAUGGCAGUUGCCCUGUUAUUGAGGGAGAGAAGUGGUCUGCUACAAAAUGGAUACAUGUAAGGGCCUUUGAAUAUCCUAAAAGGAAAGUUACCGGUGAAUGUGUUGAUGAAAACCAAUCUUGUGCUCAUUGGGCUGCUGUUGGAGAAUGUAAGAAGAAUCCUGUUUAUAUGGUUGGCAGUCCAGAUAGCCCUGGUUCAUGUAGAAAAAGUUGUCGAGUAUGCUGAAUAUUUUCUCGAUCAAUCACACCCCUCUGAUUUUAAUUGUAGUUUGACGGCCAAAAUCUAAAAUUUGUUAGUAUUGACUAUUGGAAGUUCUUCAGAUGCCAAAAAAUGUAAAUUGAUAACAUGUCGGCUUUAUGGAUUUUAGCAAGGAAAUGCUAUUUUAUUAUAAGGUGGGUAUUUAGCCAUUGAAAGGUUUCCAGAAGUUAAAUAAUUGGCUACAGGAGUUUGCACAUAAUGUUGGAUUCAUGAGGUUAAUGAUUAAACACACUUGUUCUUA
This is a messenger RNA of Cryptomeria japonica (Japanese cedar), 1708 nucleotides long. Its product is annotated as probable prolyl 4-hydroxylase 6. The record is from RefSeq and is a predicted model, not a curated record. The transcript has 8 exons. Gene Ontology annotation, cellular component: endoplasmic reticulum. NCBI's taxonomy places the organism in Eukaryota, Viridiplantae, Streptophyta, Pinopsida, Cupressales, Cupressaceae. Gene Ontology annotation, molecular function: iron ion binding; procollagen-proline 4-dioxygenase activity; L-ascorbic acid binding. Bases 472 to 1434 code for a protein of 320 amino acids. Gene Ontology annotation, biological process: peptidyl-proline hydroxylation to 4-hydroxy-L-proline.